CCAUAGCAAAAACUUUAUUCUAACUCUUCGUGAGCGAACUGACCAAAGCACCAGAAGACUGGGCAAGCGGAGGAAAAUCAUAUGAUAAUAGGGCUGCGUCCAUGAAAGAGGAAGAAGAAAUAUCCUCCGACAUCGCCGGAGGAAAAAAAUGAAGGGAAAAUCAGCAGGAAGACGGGGAGGAAAACCCUAACCGCCAGCACGUAGUUCGAAUCUUUAAAUCAAAUCAAAUGAAAACUGAAUUUUUUUGCACGACCCGACAACCCCGCUCAGAGUCUCAUUUCACAAACUGGAACCGAUCUUUCGGAGCGAUUCGCCCGUUAUGUUAUGUCAACGGCUCGAUCGUGAUCUCGCAUAGGAAUAUUAUGCGUCGCUUCCGCAUGACAGAAUCUCCCUUAAUAAAUUAGGUCGAAAGUCUAAGCUCGCCGUCUUAAAAUUUCUUUAUUUCAGUUGGUCUUCCUGUCUUCGACUACCGCUCAACGCGAUCCGCCAGUCAGCUGGUAGCGGAUUUCGGAUCGUGUGGGCUGGAGAGAAGAGGAAGGGUGGAAUGACGAAUUGGGAGUUGAAGAACUGCUGCAAGCACGAACAAGUCGUCUUCAUUGCAACCAUUGGUGUGUCCAUCGUUGUAAUCCUCUCUCUGUGGAGGACAGUGCUGCUAACUCCUUUCAAGCUUAUCACAGUGUUUCUUCAUGAAACAAGCCAUGCUCUUGCCUGUAAGCUAACUUGUGGUCAUGUAGAGGGUAUUCAAGUCCAUGCAGAUGAGGGUGGUGUGACACAGACACGUGGUGGAGUGUAUUGCGUGAUUUUGCCGGCUGGAUAUCUUGGUUCAUCAUUGUGGGGAUUAGUUUUUAUACUGGCAUCAACCAAACUUCUCACUGCAAGGAUAGCUGCUGGUUGUCUCAUUCUUGCAUUGUUUGUUGUUCUCUUCGUUGCAAAAAAUUGGUUACUUAGAGGACUUUGUAUUGGUUUCAUCAUUUUUCUGGCCAUUGUAUGGGUAUUGCAAGAACUUACUCAUGUCCGCAUCCUUCGCUAUGCCAUUUUAUUUAUAGGUGUAAUGAACAGCUUGUUUUCAGUCUACGAUAUCUACGACGAUUUGAUUUCUCGGAGGGUCAACUCAAGCGACGCCGAGAAGUUUGCUCAAAUUUGCCCUUGCCCAUGCAAUGGAGUUGCAUGGGGUGUCAUCUGGGGUAUAAUAUCUUUCACAUUUCUAUGUGGAUCCAUGUAUAUUGGACUUGUGAUCCUCUCCUGAAGGUAAAAGAUAUUGAUGCAGUUCCUAAUGAUCAACCACCCAUCAUGUUUCACAAUGCUUGUACAUCAUCAUUCUUUAGAGGUUUUUUUUUUUUUUUUCUUGUCUCAGUUAACAUUCAUUCCUUCAUAAUUGUUUUCAUUUAGUGUUCAAUUGUUCAUUGCCAUGAAACAC
This is a messenger RNA of Dendrobium catenatum, 1417 nucleotides long. RefSeq lists its product as uncharacterized. The coding region runs from base 545 to 1246 and encodes 233 amino acids. The record is from RefSeq and is a predicted model, not a curated record. NCBI's taxonomy places the organism in Eukaryota, Viridiplantae, Streptophyta, Magnoliopsida, Asparagales, Orchidaceae. The transcript is spliced from 11 exons.